This is a messenger RNA of Arachis ipaensis, 1542 nucleotides long. The record is from RefSeq and is a predicted model, not a curated record. Lineage: Eukaryota; Viridiplantae; Streptophyta; Magnoliopsida; Fabales; Fabaceae.
CUUCUUCUUCUUCUUCUUCUUCACCCUUCACAGAGAAGCACUCCAUAGAGAGGUUCCAAAGAGACCAAUGGCUCUACACCAACACCGCCACCAACAAUAAGCCUAUAGUGUCUUCCAAUUUGGGCUCCAUAAGGGAAGAUGACAUAGCUCUCCAGCUUCCAGAACUAAAGAAGCUGCUUCAGGUGCUGAGGGAGAAGAGGGAGAGUGAAGGGAAGUGUAGCAGUGAAGGAAAAUGUGUACUGGGGAAUGUAUUCUUGGUUGGAACUGGUCCGGGGGACCCUGAGUUGUUGACAUUGAAGGCUGUGAGAGUUAUCAAAGGUGCUGAUUUGUUGCUGUAUGAUAGGUUGGUCUCUAAUGAUGUCUUGGAUUUGGUUGCUCCUCAUGCUAGGCUUCUCUAUGUGGGAAAAACUGCUGGCUACCAUAGCAGAACUCAGGAGGAAAUACAUGAGCUUCUUCUGAGCUUUGCAGAAGCCGGGGCCACUGUUGUGAGACUUAAAGGGGGUGAUCCAUUGGUGUUUGGGAGGGGUGGAGAGGAAAUGGAUUUUUUGCAGCAACAAGGUAUCCAAGUGAAAGUUAUUCCAGGCAUAACUGCAGCAUCUGGAAUAGCAGCAGAGCUGGGGAUUCCGUUAACUCAUCGUGGUAUUGCAAAUAGCGUGAGGUUCCUCACGGGGCAUUCAAGGAAAGGUGGAACUGAUCCUCUAUUUGUAGCCAAAAAUGCAGCCGAUCCUGAUUCUACAUUGGUGGUUUAUAUGGGCUUGUCAACCCUCCCUUCACUUGCACAGAAAUUAAUGUGUCAUGGUUUGUCCCCCGAGACUCCAGCUGCAGCCAUUGAGCGAGGGACAACACCUCAACAGCGCACGGUGUUCGCAAAACUGAAGGACCUUUCCGAGAAGAUUACAUCCGCUGGUUUGGUGUCACCAACACUGAUUAUAAUAGGGAAAGUGGUGGAGCUAUCUCCGUUUUGGCCAAUGUCUACAAAAGAAGAAUCAUGUUUAAUGCAGGCAUGAUGGAUGGUGUUGGGAAUGAUGCUGAAAAAGCUCACCGAGAUGAAGCAUUGCUUUCGCAAGGAUUGGCUUGAUGAUCAGCCAUGAAGUCAUACUAUCCCUGGGAAGCCGGAAAGCAAGCAAGCAAUGCGAUAUUUUUGGCGAUGCAGAUGUUCUUUCCUGAUUUAGUUGGGAAGAACUGUUUCAGAACAAGUUUGGGUUUUACAUAUUUCAGAAUCUGGACAGGGAUUGAAACAAGGGAAAAUGCAUGCAUUUCACCCAAUUUUUGUGGAGAAUAAGAAUGCAGGUUUCUGCAGUGUCAUUUAUUUCUUUCAAGAUUUUUUAUUUAUGUUUGCUAGGUAAAAUUUUGUAUAAGCUAUUAAGCUUCAUUCUUUGAAGGAGGAAGAAUCAUGUAAACAUAAAACUGUAAUUUGAUUGUUGAAUUUUGUUAUUGCCAAUCAGAACAUUUUUUGUUGUAAAUUUUAACUUACUAGUUAGCCAUAUUUGCCUUCAUUAUGUAACUUGAAGCUUCUAUGAGAUCGUUGUUUUGGUUUUGUUA